AUGGCGAUUAUUGGAGAACAGUUUGAGGAUUUGGGCGAGUAUAUCUGUGGAGCUGUAGUGAAUGUGCGGCAGAAGGGAGAUAAGGUGUCAUUAUGGACUCGCGAUGCUACUCGCGACGACGUGAAUACUCGCAUUGGACUUGUGUUGAAAGCGAAGCUUGAUAUACCGGAUUCCGAACCUCUUAGAUAUACCGGUUAUACCGGUAGUGUCGGGUGA
Molecule: messenger RNA, 216 nt
Organism: Cooperia oncophora
Lineage: Eukaryota; Metazoa; Nematoda; Chromadorea; Rhabditida; Trichostrongylidae
Source: the annotation of a GenBank genome assembly